This is a messenger RNA of Naegleria gruberi, 891 nucleotides long. RefSeq lists its product as uncharacterized. Bases 1 to 891 code for a protein of 296 amino acids. The record is from RefSeq and is a predicted model, not a curated record. Lineage: Eukaryota; Heterolobosea; Eutetramitea; Acrasida; Naegleriidae. The transcript has a single exon.
AUGAGAGGGUUCUCGCUAUUAACUAUCCUUUUGGUAUUAGGUGUUAUUUAUGUGCAAACAGCAACACCCCAAGAAAGGUUCAAGAUUAAGGGACCUAAAGAAUCAUCGGAACCUGUUUUCUGUUUUGAUUUGAUUAACAAGGGUGUUGCAAAGCAAGGUGAUACUUGUUUGAUGAAAAUUGUUGAUGCUUUUCCAACACAAUUACCAAUUGGUUAUGUAGCUGCUGCAUGUAAAAGAGAUAAAUUGGAAGAACUAGCUGAAAAUGGUGACUUCUUCAAACAAUUAGAAAAGAAGCCAGUUCCGGUUGUUAUCGGUCCAUACUCUAAUCAUCAACAUACCCAUUCUAAUUCUAGUCUGUAUAUUACUGAUCAUCACCAUUUAAUUUAUGCUAUUUUCAUGAUGAGGGGUUCUUAUCUUCCACCAAAGUAUAGUGACAUUACUGAAAGAUAUGUCUACGCUACUAUUCAAAGAGAUUAUUCAACCUUAUCAAAGACAAAUUUCUGGAAUACUCUCAUUAAGAACAAUUUGACAUAUACAUAUGAUGAAUUUGGCAAGCCAUUACAUAAUUUCCCAGAUUCUCUUCCAUCCUCAGUUAUGUAUUUAAAGAAUGAUCCAUUCCGUUCUCUUGCUUAUUUCGAUAGAAGACAAGGAGGUUAUGGUAAGAUUGACCAAGAAUUCCAAGAAUUUUCUUGGGCCAAUUAUUUGAGAGCGAAUUCUUUCUUCUCACCACUUAAUCAAUAUACUGAUCUUACAUCAUUUGAUAUGGAAGCACCUACUACUAAAAAGCUCAUUCCUGCUGCUGUUUAUGCUUCUCAACAACCAGAUGCUAAGAAUUUACCAGGUUUUGGACAUGGUAAACGCCAAAACCCAGAAUGUAAAUAUUUCAAAUAA